Planococcus citri (citrus mealybug) is the source of this 2691-nucleotide messenger RNA. RefSeq names its product synaptosomal-associated protein 25 (gene Snap25). Bases 298 to 939 code for a protein of 213 amino acids. Gene Ontology annotation, cellular component: plasma membrane; SNARE complex. The transcript is spliced from 9 exons. The record is from RefSeq and is a predicted model, not a curated record. Gene Ontology annotation, molecular function: syntaxin binding; SNAP receptor activity. Gene Ontology annotation, biological process: synaptic vesicle priming; exocytosis; synaptic vesicle fusion to presynaptic active zone membrane. NCBI's taxonomy places the organism in Eukaryota, Metazoa, Arthropoda, Insecta, Hemiptera, Pseudococcidae.
GUGUACUUUUUGCAAUCUGCAAGUUCUGUAUCGGUUUGUUACCUAGUUACUAUCGAAGCGUUUAUGUUUUAAAUUGUGUGAUUAAUCUAAAUUUCUUUAAUUGGUGAUCAUUAAUUACAUCUACGUGCUUUGGGUUCGAAAUUCUACGAAUUGAUAGUACGUUUCGUGUAUUGGGUGUACCUCUUUUUGCAUCGAGUCUAGCUUUCUCUCAAAAGGUUUUUGAUGCUAUAAACUUCAACAUCGACGAAGCUUCUGUUUCACGAUUUUCAUAAGCUCGGAUCUAUUCAAAGGUAAAAAAUGCCGGCGCCAGCUCCGCCAGCCGUCGAAGGCGCUGGUCCUCCGAGGACCGAACUGCAAGAAUUACAGUAUAAAUCCGGACAAGUUGUAGAUGAAUCAUUGGAAAGUACCCGACGUAUGUUAGCAUUAUGCGAAGAGAGUCAUCAGGUCGGAGUGAAGACGCUAGUCAUGUUGGACGAACAAGGCGAACAACUGGACAGGAUCGAAGAAGGAAUGGAUCAAAUUAACGCCGAUAUGAGAGAAGCUGAAAAAAAUUUAACUGGAAUGGAAAAAUGUUGUGGUAUUUGUGUUCUUCCGUGUAACAAGUCAUCAAGUUUUAAAGAAGACGAAGGUACAUGGAAAGGCAACGACGAUGGUAAAGUAGUUAAUAAUCAACCUCAACGUGUAAUGGACGAACGUAAUGGCCUUGGACCGGCUAGCGGAUACAUAGCCAAAAUAACAAACGAUGCUCGUGAAAAUGAAAUGGAAGAUAACAUGUCUCAAGUAAACACAAUGGUUGGUAAUUUAAGAAAUAUGGCAUUAGACAUGGGUUCAGAGUUACAAAAUCAAAACUCACAAAUCGACAGGAUUAAUCGCAAGGGUGAUUCAAACCAGUCUCGAAUUGCAUCUGCGAACCAGCGCGCUCAUGAUUUAUUGAAAUAAUUUUAGAUUCCAUCUUUUUUUUUUUGUUUCUCGCCGUUUCUCUAUUUUUAUUUCCUUAAUGUCUUAUUUUAUUAUAAAAAUUUAGUCUGGUACAAUAUUUUUUUGCAUAAUAAUAGUCCUUUAUUCGUACCUAUUAAAGCUCUCAUAAUGCUUUAGCUUCGAUAGUGACUAGAUUUACCACACAAAUGCCUUUAUACCAACUUUAUACCUAUUUUUACGUACUUACCCUGUAACCUACGUUCCCAGUAAUUUGUAAAAAAUCAAAAUUUCAUUUCCAUUUCGUUAAUCGAACAAUUUUAUUUUUGAAUUUUGCGCAAUUUUUUGAGCUACCGUUACAAUUUUAGCUUUUGUUAAUUUAUUUUAUUUCUUUUUUUUACAGUAAGUUUAUAUGGUUUUUUUUCUUUAAAGAUAAGAAAUCUUCGAAAUAGUAUUUUAAAUUUUAAAGUGAUAAAAUUGUAGUUAAAAGGCGAUAUUUUGGGAACAUUGUUUACCUAAUUAAAUUAUAAAAGUUUUGUGAAACUUUUUUUUUUUAAAUUGUUUGUUAUUUCUAGUUGAUUAUAAUGUUACAUUACGGAUUAUAGAUUCAAUGGUUAUUUAAACAUUUUAACGUUAAGUCAUAACAUCAUCUAUUCGUACAUUUUCUGUGGGUGGUUACUGCUGUGAUAUUUGUCUGCAAAAAAUCAGAUGUGUCUGCGUCGAAAUUCGAAAUCUAAUGGAUUUCGGCGUAAAAAUGACCUCUGUUUUAAAUGAAGAAUUAAAAAAAAAAGUUAAUCUCAUUGUCAGUACCACGCUACUUUGUUUUUACCAGUGCGCUUUUAUUUGUGAGAUAUAUUUUAGAUAAUUUGUUACGUACGUUACAAAUACACCAUAACAUUAUUAUUCGAAUUUAAUUUCCAUGUUUUUUUUCUUUUUUUAAAAAUGUUUUCUUGUUAAGGGAUGUUUUGUUUUGAGCACUUCACGUUACGAAUAUUUGAACGUUGUUGUUUUUUCUUUUUCGUUUCAUUUCAAUACGCGACUUUCAUUUUUCAAAUUUUAUUCUCAUUGUAUUGGAAAUAUGAAAGUGCCGUAUGACGUCGAGUUUAUUGAAGUACAUAUCUUGAAAAAAAUUCUAACCAACUCGUAUAAUCAUGCUUUACCAUUUUUAAACACAGACGGAGAGCAAUUCGUGUAUAAUACGAGCAAUACCUCAACGUGUUAUGGUAUCCAAUACCUACCUUUGAAAAUUUUAAUUCGUUGCUUAUCUCUGAUUUUUAAAAAAAAGCUACCUUUUUUUAGUUGUGAUAACGUGUUAUUCGAGGGGAAAAAAUUGUAUAGGAUAGUUAGAAGGAUGGAUGAUUUGUUGGUAUUUUAAGGGUUUUAUUAUUACUGAUCGCGAGUUACUUGUACUUUACGAUAAAGCAAUUUUUGUUAUACCUAAUGUGGAAGAUAUAUUCACUUUACCAAAUUAUUUUUACAAAUUUUUAGUUAUUUAUUGAAUGAUUAUAUUUAUUUUGUAAGAAACGAUGAAUAAUUUGGAUGAAAAUAUGUAAAAUAUUUAUUCAACAGCUACGCAAUACAUUUAGCUACGUGAAUAUUAGUACUAUCAUUACCUUCGCGGUAUUACGCUUUAUGCAAUAUUUUUGUUAUUAUAAAUUUUAUUUUAUUUUAAAUACUCAAAAAAUAUUGUUCUAGAUAUUUUAAUUUGUUGCAUGAUAUUUUAUUGUUAUAUUACGUUUUAUAGGUAAUAUUAAAAUACAUUUUGAAUUAAACGUU